Messenger RNA from Tigriopus californicus, 1416 nucleotides. RefSeq lists its product as uncharacterized. Gene Ontology annotation, molecular function: growth factor activity; Toll binding. Bases 129 to 914 code for a protein of 261 amino acids. The record is from RefSeq and is a predicted model, not a curated record. The transcript is spliced from 2 exons. Lineage: Eukaryota; Metazoa; Arthropoda; Copepoda; Harpacticoida; Harpacticidae. Gene Ontology annotation, biological process: innate immune response; regulation of Toll signaling pathway; central nervous system formation. Gene Ontology annotation, cellular component: extracellular region.
UACGCCUCGGAUGUGGUGGAGGGUGCCAGAGGAAUACGGAAAGGAGUAUAAAAUGAUUCAACGGACAGGGAAUCGAUGCAGUUCGCUUCGCCUAGUCUCUCAAAUCUCACAGCAGCAAAACAGCAACCAUGGUUUUUAAGCUGGUAACCGCUUUUGUGGUUCCCUUGGCUACUAUUGUCUUGGCAGCCACACCAGGACCCUAUCAUCCCCAACCCACUCCUUAUGCUCCCCAUGCUCCUCCUCCUCAUCACCCAGAACCUGUGUACCCCGAUCCUCACCACGCCCCUCCUCAUCACCCCGCCCCGCACGCCCCUCAGGGGUAUUGUGAUCCCAAAGCUCCCCCCAAGUGCGCCCACCAGUCUGACCUUCCCUUUUGCUUGGAGGACCCCGAGUAUCCCGAUUAUGAGAUCGCCAACAAGAUCAGUCAAGAUCCCAUCUUCCUGAAGAAGUACUCGGAUGUGCCCGAUCAAUCUGCCGAUGAUCUGGUUGAGCAUAUCACCAAGUACCAGGAGGAUGCUUUCGAUUACGCUUACUACACCGGUGCCUCCAAGGGACCCUCUCCCUUCGACCUAUCUCAUUGGGCUGGCCCUGAGGGCUAUCUCUGCCCCUCUCAAGUGGACUAUGCCAAGAUCAAGCGGGCCGUGAAUGUGGAAGGAUACUGGCGUAUCAUUCUCCAACACGUGCCCAAAGAGUACGGCUACGGCCACUACAACUACACCCAAACCACCCGUCUUGAGACCUGCCUCACUCCCGACAGUGCCUGUCGUCUCCUUGCCCCUUGCUACAACUCCAAGUGUACCCAAAAGUACGUGUACCACCGCAUGGUCUCAGUGGAUCCUUGUGAUCCUUACCGUGGGUUCUUCAUUGAUACCUACAAGCUGCCAUCCGCUUGCUCUUGCCAUGUUCCCCAAUAAGUUCUCGGAACUUGUCCUCAAUCCCUCUCCUCAACUCCCCAUCUCCCUCCCCUCCUCCCGUGUCCUGCCAAAUUCGUAUCAUUCUUCCCAAAGACUUGUGACUAUUUAUUUUUCUAAUUUAUUGACCACCCAAAACCACAUUACUUACUGUUCUGUACUUAUGCUCAUCGUAUUCACCCCCGACCUUUCCCCUGACAAAUCCUAGUGUGAGAAGGCCGAUCUGGAUUAGUCUCUCUCCCUGGUGUUGAUCACAUCACUCUCAUGGCGUAAGGAACUGCGAACCAACAUCGAAAAAACGCCCACCGUGAUCAUGACCUCGGAGAUCUGAUAUGUCCGGUUGGCCAUCAACAAACCACGCGACCACCCACCUCCUCCCAAGUAUUACUAUUUAUCUUAAUCUACAAAUUGUUCAUCCCAAGAACUGUGAUAUUGCCAUUUUUGUGGUGCGGUUAUGUUGCUGUGAGAUUUCCCAAAUAAAGAAGCGAACUACGAAAAAACUCAA